This is a messenger RNA of Penicillium salamii, 372 nucleotides long. Lineage: Eukaryota; Fungi; Ascomycota; Eurotiomycetes; Eurotiales; Aspergillaceae. The record is from the annotation of a GenBank genome assembly.
AUGCCCGAAGCCUGCGCUCCGAGUGUGGAUUUGCGUACGAUCAUCUCGCACUGCACAGAUUGGGCGUCUGCGACGGAGUUCGGGUGCAUUGUGCAGCAUCAGAUGGCGAAUAACGGCCUGGAUUUGACCCUAGGGUCCAAGUCUGCGUCUCUCAAGUUGGUAGGCGGGCUCUCGCCCGGGUCGGAGGUAUGGAUUUGCUCUACCGAGACACCAUUUGGGGUGAGGAUUGAUAUCCACUGCUCUGGGCAGAGGAUGGGUUUCGACCACGCCACAUCUAUGGCAAGUGAGAUUUGCGCAAUGGUAGAUUCUCUGAGAAGUUUGGAUCGGUAUUUGUACACUAUUGAAGGUAUCCCAUUUCCGAGUGAAGUGUGA